CUGUCAUUUUCUCCACAUCAACACGUCUCAUUUCUACUCACUUCUCUCACUCAACUUAUCUCCACUCGGCUGGGCUGGGCUUUGUUUAUUUCUAUUCUUCUAUCUGUCUAUCUAUUUAUCUAUCCGAUCUGGUUCAUUUAGCUUCCAGGCUUUUAAUCACUAUCUAAACACAUUCGCAAAAAUGAAGAGCUUCACCAUUCUGUGUCUGGUUGCUGCUGUUGUGGCCGCUCCGGCCGCCCAGGUAUCUGCACCCGCGGCUACCAAUGGUACCGCGGCUACCAAUGGUACCGCUGCAGGCGACUGCAGUCAGGUCCAGACCAAACUUGAGAAAGGUAUUCAGCAGAACCUCGAUAUCCAGGCUCAGGAACUCAAAGGUGUUCAAUCACUUCAAAGCAUGGUUCAAGGGGGCUCUGUGCAGGCAAGACAAUUCCAAGCGAUGAAGAAAUCAGUCUUGGAUAUCCAGCUACAGGGUGUUACAAUCCGCGAGAACAACCAAAAGCUUGCCGCGCAGAUCAAAAGCCCCGCUUCCGAUGGCCUAGCCACCGUUGCCAGUGCACAAGUCCUUGAGAUAAGCCAGGUCAAGUCACUCAACGGGACAGCUGAGAGCGCAUGCACACUACAAAUGCUGGUCACGGAAGUUCAGGGCGGCACCAAACAGAACCAGAAGAACCUGGCCGCUGCUAAGUCUCAGAAGUGUGCGAAAUAAGGAGAAGCAAUGGAGACUAUUAUUUCACUCCAUCUUGAGAGCCAAUCCCGGCCUAUGUCUAGUGCCCUCAGUGAGAGCUCGCCGAAUGUAGAAGGGGUGAUUCGUCGUCAUUCUCGCAGUCGUCCGAAGGGUUGAUCAAGCUUGUUGGCAACAGUCCUAGUACAAUCUCAACCUUGUGGUUCCGACUUCUUGCAAUCAUGAAUGCUGUCUCAAUAGUUCUCAG
This is a messenger RNA of Didymella exigua CBS 183.55, 929 nucleotides long. RefSeq lists its product as uncharacterized. NCBI's taxonomy places the organism in Eukaryota, Fungi, Ascomycota, Dothideomycetes, Pleosporales, Didymellaceae. The record is from RefSeq and is a predicted model, not a curated record. Bases 182 to 706 code for a protein of 174 amino acids. The transcript is spliced from 2 exons.